UCUGCUAUCCAGAAGUGGAGUAUUAGAACAACUUAUUGGGGAAUUUUGUGGAGAGGAUGAUAGAAAAUGUGUUAUGAAACUUCAUGACAUUCCUGGUGGAGCCAAAGCCUUUUUACUUGUAGCUAAGUUUUGUUAUGGUGUUAAACUUGAGCUCACUGCACUCAAUGUAGUCGAGCUGAGGUGCGCGGCGGAGUAUCUUCGAAUGAACGAGGAUUUUGGAAAUGGAAAUCUUAUAAUGCAAUGCGAGAAUUUCUUGAACGAAGUCUUUGGAAACUGGACGGAUUCGAUUAAAGCUCUUGAAACAUGUGAAGGGAUUUUGAGUUAUGCUGAGGAGCUUCAUAUUGUGUCAAGAUGUAUAAAUUCUUUGGCAAUGAAAGCUUGUUCUGAUCCAAGUUUGUUUAGCUGGCCUGUUUCGGGACCUGAACCGAUGCGAAGCUCUGAAGGUACAGAGUUUUGGAAUGGAAUUCAUGUAUCGUCGAGAUCACGAAAAGUACAGGACGAUUGGUGGUUUGAAGAUGUGUCGUUCCUUAGAUUGCCUCUUUACAAAAGAUUGAUUUUGGAAGUUGGAUCAAGAGGCAUGAAGCCUGAUAUCAUUGCUGGCUCUCUCAUUCAUUAUGCUAGAAGGCACCUUCCCUUGUUGGGAAGGCAAGCAAGCAACGAUGAUCGAACGUUUAGCGCACUGGUUUUGAAUGUUUCGGCUUCGGCUUCGUCGGAAGUCGAUCAAAGGAGACUUCUUGAAGAGAUAGUCGAAUUACUUCCCCAUCAAAAGGGUGUGACACCAACAAAGUUCCUGAUUAGGCUUCUAAGAACCUCCACGAUUUUACAUGCUAGCUUCUCGUGUCGGGAGAAUCUCGAAAAACGCAUUGGGUCACAGUUAGAACAAGCGGCUCUUGAAGAUCUUUUGAUACCAAAUAUGGGGUACUCGGUCGAGACGUUGUAUGACAUUGACUGUAUUCAGCGAAUUCUUGAUCACUUUAUGCUAGUUGAUCGAAAUGGAAACGAUUGCAUUUUGACUAGAGUUGAGGAUGGGCAAUUGAUGGGGUCCAAUUCAGUUGCUCCAUUAACAAUGGUGGCUAAUCUCAUUGAUGGAUAUCUUGCUGAAGUUGCACCAGAUGUUAAUCUCAAGUUACCAAAGUUUCAGUCACUAGCUGCAGCUAUUCCUGAUUUCGCUAGGCCACUCGACGAUGGGAUUUACCGCGCUAUCGAUAUUUACCUCAAGGCUCAUCACUGGCUAACAGAUUCUGAAAGAGAACAAAUCUGUAGGCUUAUGAACUGCCAGAAGCUGUCAUUGGAAGCCAGCACCCAUGCAGCCCAAAACGAAAGACUACCACUUCGUGUCGUCGUCCAAGUACUUUUCUUCGAACAACUUCGACUCCGAACGUCGGUAGCCAGUUGGUUAUUUCUCUCGGACAAUAUUGAGAAUUCACAUAACAUCAGUGGGAACAUGGCUGCACUUGGUGGUACGAACAAUGCAGCACCAUAUGACAAUGCCUGCACGACUGAGAACCACGCUUUCGGUAUCGACAACAACAUGAAAGAGCGGGUGUCGGAGCUGGAGAAAGAGUGCUUGAGCAUGAAGGAAGAGCUGGACAAGCUGGUGAAGACAAAGGGUGGAUGGAACAUGAUCUUGAAGAAGUUGGGUUUAAGAAUAAAGUUCAAGAAUUCUGAACAGAAACCAUCCAAGCUCCUCAUAAACUCGAAACCAGAUCGCGAAAUGUCGUCGACAUCUCUGCCUACGAACGAACAAAAAAGAACAUCAUGACGAGUCGAUAUAGCUUUGUGUCGUGUGUUUAUGGUUGUAAUGCUGUAUUUGAUAGCGAAAUCCAAACUCUAAUUCACUAACCUUUAUUCUUGAAGAUCACAAAAUGUUUCGAAAGGCCUCCCACAUUCAU
Cucurbita moschata (crookneck pumpkin) is the source of this 1892-nucleotide messenger RNA. Its product is annotated as BTB/POZ domain-containing protein At5g03250-like. The coding region runs from base 74 to 1762 and encodes 562 amino acids. The record is from RefSeq and is a predicted model, not a curated record. The transcript has 2 exons. Lineage: Eukaryota; Viridiplantae; Streptophyta; Magnoliopsida; Cucurbitales; Cucurbitaceae.